AUGCCUUCCUCCUCCUCCUUCCAUCAACCAUGCGUGAUGCCCGUUCCUAUCCUCCUGCACCGUGCUCUUCGUGCUGUCAGUGGUGGGCGGCCAUUGGUGCUCUUUGUGCUGUCAGUGGUGGGCGGCCAUUGGUACGCAGCCUUCGAGUCCGCAUCCCGUGCAGCCAUCCUCGCCGCCUCCACCGCCGCCGCCACGGCAGCCACAGCCUCUGCCGCCGCAUCAGGCGCAUCAACAGCCGGAGCCGCUGCCCCGUUCGCAGCGGCGCUCGACCCGUGGGCGUCGCGUGUGGCGCCGGUGCUGCUGGUGUUUGCCCUGUGGCUGCACUGGGAUGCGGCCUUCUUCCUGGGCAAGUACUUUGACCGCCUCGUCGUGCCCAAGGCCGUCGUCACGGUGGGGCCCUACCGCUCGCUGCGCCACCCGCUCUAUGCGUCCUACGUGCUGCUCUUCUGCGCCUUCUGCCUCUCCCUGCACAGCUACAAGGCAAUGCUCUUCCUCUUCAUUGCAUCUCUCCUCUACUACCGGGCGCGCAUCACCCUAGAGGAGACCAUGCUACUCAAGGCCUUCCCCGAGUACAAGCAGUACUGUCAGCGCGUGCCCUACAGGAUGCUGCCCUACGUGUACUGA
Molecule: messenger RNA, 624 nt
Organism: Closterium sp. Naga37s-1
Lineage: Eukaryota; Viridiplantae; Streptophyta; Zygnematophyceae; Desmidiales; Closteriaceae
Source: the annotation of a GenBank genome assembly